AAUGAUGGCGGACGAUGGAAUGGAAAGCUACUCCCCCGAGCUAAAAAUGGGGGGAAAUGAUGAUGAUAUGGACAGCCCAGCUCCCGCAGGAAGAAAGUAUAAAUAUCUGCGUCAAUGGAUGGAUAUUACUCUGACAGAACCGGAGAAGAGAAUUGGGACGUCAAUGAAACUCCAGGAAACAUUCAUAGUAUAUCUGGUUGAAACAAGGGUGAAAGAUCCCACCAUGAAGUUCAUUGGCGAACCCACCUGUGCCCUCUGGAGGAGAUACAGUGAAUUUGAGCUGCUAAGGAACUACCUGGACAUCAUGUAUCCUUCCAUAAUUGUACCUCCGCUUCCAGAGAAAAGGUGGAGGUUACCCGCAGGAGGGCAUGAUAGCUUGAUGAGUUAUGCCUGGCAGAAUGUCUCCUCAGAUAAAUUCGACCCUGAUUACAUCGAGAGGCGGCGUUCUGGUUUAGAGAACUAUCUCGUCCGAAUUGCUAUGCAUCCGACCCUGAGUAAGGAUGAGAUGUUCAUGGCAUUUUUAAGACAGGAGGAAGGGUGGAAGGAGUCACUUUAUGCUACUGAUUAUUACAGCAAGGCUGACUCCCGAUUAAAAGCCAUAAGUGCUUCAUACAGGAUACGUAAAGCCGACCGGACAUUUGAUGAACUGAAGAACUACGCAAAUGACCUUCAGACAAAUACAUCAAAUGUUUUGAGAAUACGAGCUAAAAUGGCUGACAGCUUAUACGGUAUCCACAAGGUUCAUGCAAACUACGGCCGAGUGUUUAGCGAAUGGAGCGGGAUAGAGAAAGAAAUGGGAGAUGGUCUUCAGCGUGCGGGACACUAUAUGGACGUUUUCUCCUCCGCCAUAGAUGGAAUCCUGGAAGACGAGGAACAAUUCGCCGACCAGAUCAAGGAAUAUUAUGCAUACGGAGAUGCACUACGGACGGUGUGCCGAAAACAAGAGCUCAUACAACUGAAGUUAGAAAAGGCAGAAGAUGCUUUGUCUUACAAAAAUACACAGAGAGAACAAGUGUCGACUGGUAAGCAUGGGUUCUCCUUUAGCGGGAUGAAGUCACGAAUAUUUGGUGGGGACACGCCCGAGGUUCGAGAACAGAAGUUACAAAAAAUUGAAGAGGAGAUUGAUGAAUGUGAAAAACAGUUGAAACUAGUCAAUGAGGAGGCACAGCUGUUCACCGAGUUAGCCCUAGCGGAUAUUGAGCGAUUCAGGAAGCAGAAAGUCAAAGAUAUAAAAGAGUCCUGUACCAAUUAUGCUGUGAUGCAAGUUGAAAAAUGUAAAAAGUCUAUCCAGAUUUGGCAAAAUGCUCGGGAAUGUUUCCUAAAAAUGUGAUUUGACUCUAAGGAUUCCGGAACUUGUGCAAACGAAAUCGAUAAUUCGAUCAAUAUUUGGAUGAUAUUCAUGCUGUAUUGUGCUGAAGCUGGCCCUAUUUCAAUUAUGUGCGAGUUGUCAAGAUGAAGUCUCUGAUGCUGUGAUUCUUGGAGUUGUGAUCCAAAAACUGACGAUAGGGAGGGCGGACUCGGAUUGGUCCUCUGUAAAUCCCUCCUGGGAAGUUCCUAAGUUAUAAGACUGUUAUCUGUAUUUAGUAGAUUUUGUUGGAUUGAUCCUGUCACAUGGUUCGUGGCAUAACCGAUAGUUACCAUCUGAUGCAGGCCUGUUGGCAGGGCCUUGGGGCAGGGUUAGGGAGUUUCCUCAAAAAGGUCAUGCAAAAUCAUACGCUUAGUUGUACAUGUUCAUGGUGUAAAUUAAGUUGGUUCUAACUUUCUGGCCUUACAGUAUUACUUUGGCCACAAUGGUUUUAAUGAGUCUUUAGAACUAACCUGUUCUUCUCCAGAACAGAGUUCUUCUUUGGCAUGUGCAGAACGGUUUAUUUUUAAGCUGUUAAACAGCUUAAAAAUAGUCAUAUUCAUAAUGAUUGCUAAAACAUAUUGUGUAUUGCUAAAAUAUAUUGUGUAUAAUAUUUAUCUAAUCAUUCCAUUGUUAAUUAGUGCAAUACAUCUUAUGUGCUGUCAUUCCAACCUUGACUAUUGUACAUCAACUCGUGUACACAGUAGGGGGCUGUCCAUAAAGUUUGUA
Lineus longissimus is the source of this 2074-nucleotide messenger RNA. Its product is annotated as sorting nexin-4-like. The transcript has 11 exons. The record is from RefSeq and is a predicted model, not a curated record. Bases 2 to 1330 code for a protein of 442 amino acids. Gene Ontology annotation, cellular component: early endosome membrane; plasma membrane; SNARE complex. Gene Ontology annotation, molecular function: phosphatidylinositol-3-phosphate binding. Lineage: Eukaryota; Metazoa; Nemertea; Pilidiophora; Heteronemertea; Lineidae. Gene Ontology annotation, biological process: protein transport; positive regulation of autophagosome assembly.